CCCAACUUCCUCCCACUUUCUUGUAAAAUACUAUCAAUUCCCAUCCCAUCCCCCCCAAAAAAAAAUCUCAUAUCACAAAAUUAAUUUCCAUCCAUCCAAAACAACAUGAAGAAAUCAGGUAUCUUAGCAGCCUCUGUUUCUGCUGUUGCCAUCUCUACCACCACCACCACCAGCACGACUUCUUCUAAAGUUCGAAUUUCUCUUCAUAAGGACAAAAAUUUGAAGAAAAAGGAUGAAAAUUAUAGUUCAAAGCCAGUGAAAGCAUCAACAUCUUCAGAUAAAUUUGCACCCAGAUUUGAUGGAUUGAAGUUUAUAGAGACUCUCGUCACUGCUCACAGAUAAGUUCACAAAAGAGGCAGCCAAAAAAUAGUUUUGGAUGGAAAUAUAAAAGAAAGAAAAGAGGAUUAUGAUACUGUUAUUGAUAGUCCUAUUAUGAGAUGAUAUACUUUGAAUUCAUACUACAACUACACGAUUGUUUCAUGGGUUAAUGUUCACACAAAUUGUAGCUCCAUGGAGCCAGAAAUUUGGCAAAUGAUGUGCAAUUUUGUUUUAUCAGUUGUAUUAAGUAAUUAAGCAUGUGCAAAUUUAAAUAUAAAUAUACACUUGUAGCUAAUAUUUGAUCUCUAUAAGGAUGUGCAUCGAACCACCCUUUGUCUAAGGUGGCUAAGCCCAUCCCUUUUAAGAUGGAGAAAAACAUUACUAAUAAAAGAGGUUUAUCAGAUUUGACUAUAAAA
Capsicum annuum is the source of this 734-nucleotide messenger RNA. RefSeq lists its product as uncharacterized. Lineage: Eukaryota; Viridiplantae; Streptophyta; Magnoliopsida; Solanales; Solanaceae. The transcript is spliced from 2 exons. The coding region runs from base 106 to 342 and encodes 78 amino acids. The record is from RefSeq and is a predicted model, not a curated record.